Messenger RNA from Astrephomene gubernaculifera, 644 nucleotides. Lineage: Eukaryota; Viridiplantae; Chlorophyta; Chlorophyceae; Chlamydomonadales; Astrephomenaceae. The record is from the annotation of a GenBank genome assembly.
CGCAUCUUAACAUGUAAUGCUAUUCCCUGUAUUCGCUAUCACCUUCAGCCUAUAAUUGCUCUGAAGUGUGGUGGCUUUAGCUGCGCAAGUAAACCUCCGACCAACCUCCAGCCUCACCAACUGCUGCACCCUUCGCCGCGCGACGGCUGGAUCGCAAGCAAAUCGGGAUCAUGGCAAGCUGCAGUGCUUCUGCCAGAUAUUUCUUACAGUCGCUACCUACAGGACUAUCGAGGCCCACAACCAACCGCCGCGUCGCAAUCCGUCGGGCCCAUCGCACCACUGCCGUAUCCCAGAUCAACCCCGCUUUCCAACCCAGUUUCGCAACCAAUGCAUCUCACCAGGAAGCUCCCAGCAGCUAUAAACGAGACCCAGAACUGCAGGCUGCUCUGGACGCUCUGUUCGCAGACAGCAUCCACCGAGGCCGCAGGCGUGUGCCCCAUUCGGAGGUGCAGCCCCACCUGCAGCGCAUCUGCCAGCUUGCAUCCCGAUUGGGACUGGACCGAGUACACCCCGAGUGGAACGAUGGUGCCUUCCAGGGUCUGCUGACCAGCCAGCUGACCGGCAUCACAACCGACAACCGCUGCAGCCUGUCGCGCCUCACCUUCGGGCGGGUGCAGCCGGGGCAGUUGGAGGUGCAGACGGAC